AUGACUAUACUACCAAACAAGAAAAGACAAGCAACAUUAAAAAGCAAGCUAGUCUUGCAGCAAGGCAACGACUUAUAUAAAAAGCCAUUAGAUAUACCCAGCUGGACUUCGUUUAAAUUAAUUGAUCAUGGUCAGGAAGCCGGGGAUCAAGUCCUCAUCAAAGAUAUAAAGCAGGGCGGCAGCAGUGAUGGUACAGGUACCAAAGAUUUAUGGAAGCCUAAAACAAUUCGGAUAUACCCCACACGAAAGCAAAGGGAAAUUUUUCAGUUGUGGCUAAAUGCUACCCGACACAUGUACAACCUGGCGGUUGCGGAACGGAUACGAAUGGGUCACGAAGCGAAAGAGAACGGUACAAAGGUUAAAUUAAAGCUAAAACACCUGAGAGAGGUUACGCCAUUAAAAAAAUCCUUUGAUUACGAAAAAUACCCACCUCUUAUGUAUCUAAAGCAAGUUCCUUUUCUCAUCAAGGACAAUGGCUUGCGGGACUUCGAUAAGGAUUACAGAACGAACUUAGCCAAAUCAAAAAAAUCUUUGAGGCCCUUCAAGAUUCAUUUCAAGAAGGUGAAGGAUAGACAAAGUAUGACUGUUGAGAAGAAGGUAUGGGGACUUACGAGAGGUGUCUAUCAUGAUGUAUUUGCUACGAAUGUCCUUCGGAGCAAAGAACCAUUACCUGAAAAGCUUCCGCACGAUUCGCGACUCAUCAAGGAAUACGGGAAAUGGUUUUUAGUAAUUCCUUUCGAAGCUAGAGGUAGAAUGCCAAAAACGGAUAAAUCUAUUAAUGCGGUAGCCGUAGAUCCUGGCGUAAGAACAUUCCUAACAACAUAUGACAGCAGUCAGCGUGUCAUGGAGAUUGGUGAAGAUGGCUAUUUGAAGUUACAACAUUUAGACAGAAGGUUGCGAUCAAUACAAUCUGAAUUGUACAAACUUAGAAAGAAGUCUCCGUUGUCAAAGGAUGACCGCAAGCGAAAGAUAAGGAAUAGGCGUAAAGUAGCCAUAAGAUUGUACCAACGAAAGAAAAACCUUGCUAAUGACAUUCACAGAAAGGCAUGUAUACUUCUUGCCAGCAAGUACAAUUACAUCUUGAUCCCAGUGCUAAAUUUCCACAAUUUCAAGAAAACUAACCGUAGAGUUAGAGCAAAUCUUGCAAAUCUAAAGCACUGUCUAUUUGUUCAAAGAUUAAAGAAUAAGGCUCAACAUUUUGAAAAUACAACUGUCAUCGAAGUAGAUGAGGAAUUUACAACUAAAACAUGCUCUUCCUGUGGCGUUCGCAGUGACAUUGGUGCUUCUAAGAUAUUCAAAUGCGAUAACUGUGAGUCUGUUUUUGAUCGGGAUCACAACGCUGCUAAGAACAUCCUCCUCAAAUAUCUAGGCGAGGUCGAGUAA
Eremothecium sinecaudum is the source of this 1383-nucleotide messenger RNA. RefSeq names its product RNA-guided endonuclease InsQ/TnpB family protein. The coding region runs from base 1 to 1383 and encodes 460 amino acids. Lineage: Eukaryota; Fungi; Ascomycota; Saccharomycetes; Saccharomycetales; Saccharomycetaceae. The record is from RefSeq and is a predicted model, not a curated record. The transcript has a single exon.